This is a messenger RNA of Eremomyces bilateralis CBS 781.70, 1590 nucleotides long. Its product is annotated as MFS general substrate transporter. The record is from RefSeq and is a predicted model, not a curated record. The transcript is spliced from 4 exons. Lineage: Eukaryota; Fungi; Ascomycota; Dothideomycetes; Eremomycetales; Eremomycetaceae. Gene Ontology annotation, molecular function: transmembrane transporter activity. The coding region runs from base 1 to 1590 and encodes 529 amino acids. Gene Ontology annotation, biological process: transmembrane transport.
AUGGCCUCCCAAUCGAAGAACGCAACGGCCAAGCGGCGUCGAGUGUCGGCCGUAGAUGAGGUAACGCCUCUGCUUGCAGCAUCGGAAGAAGGACCUACGACUCAAGCCAAUGCAGAGGCUUUCGAAGACCAUGGCGAACUUCAACCAAAGUCUGGUGCUCGUACGGUGGAUCAAGGUCAGGACGAUGAGGAUGAUACGCCGCUGCCAUACGGGCAGAUCAUCGUCCUCUGUUAUGUGAGGAUGAUCGACCCCCUCACGUUCUUCGUCAUCUUUCCGUUCGUGAGCCAGAUGAUCUUCGAUACGGGGACGGUUAGGGAAGUAGACGUGGGCUUUUGGAGUGGAUUGAUUGAAUCUCUUUUCUCCCUCACCCAAAUGAGUUUCAUGCUCCUUUGGGGCUGGCUCUCCGACCGCGUGGGCCGCAAACCGACUCUUGUCUGCGCCGCGUUCGGCAUGUCCCUCGCAGCCUCACUUUUCGGAUUCUCUCAAUCCGUGACUCAAAUGAUCGUCUUCCGAUGCAUCGCGGGAGUGUUCUCCGGGACGAUCGUCACGGUGCGCACGAUGAUCACCGAGAACAGCACUCCGAAGACCCAAGCGAGGGCGUUCAGUUGGUUCGCGUUCUCGGGGAAUUUAGGCAUCUUCCUGGGGCCGCUCAUCGGUGGGGCAUUGGCAAAUCCAGCGGAUCAGUUUCCGAGCCUGUUUAGGGGAACGUUCCUCGAGACGUAUCCAUAUGCGCUCCCGACGAUUUUCACUGGGAUUUUCGGAUUAUCCGCGACGCUUACGUCGCUGCUGUUCGUUAAAGAAACCCUUCCACCGAGGCAAAAGAAGCCUCUGAUUGAAGAGAACGGGUCCACGAACUCAACCAGCAACGAACCUCAACAGCCCGACACUCUCACCACUCUCCAAAUCCUCCGCUUCCCUGGCGUGACCCCCGUCCUCUCCGUCUACUCCCUCGUCUCGCUCUGCGCCCUCGCCUACACCGCCAUCUGCCCCGUCUUCUGGUUCACCCCGCCUCACCUCGGCGGCUUCGGGUUCCGCCCCGUUCAGAUCUCCAUGCUGCUCGCCGUCAGCGGCGUCAGCCAGGCGCUGUGGAUCCUGAUCGUGUUUCCGCCCCUGAACAGACGCCUGGGGACGAUCGGCGUGCUGAAGCUGGCCUCGUCGUGGGCGCCGUUUCUGUAUCUGGGGUUUCCUGGGGCGAGUGUGUUACGGCGGAUGGGGUAUGAGACUGCAUUUUGGAUCGUGGUGUUUAUUGUGAUGAUUAUUGGCUCGGGGUUUAGUAUGACGUUUACCGGCGUCCAGCUCGCACUGAAUUCCAUCUCCCCGUCCACGCGGAGUUUAGGGACGCUGAACGCGCUCGCCUUGAUGAUAGUGGCGGGAAUCCGGGCGGUUGCCCCGGCCGCGUUUUCCAGCAUCUUUGCACUCGGCGUGCGGCGUCAAAUCCUUUGGGGGUAUUUUGCCUGGGCCUUCCUGUUUGUAAUGGUAAUUGGGCUGAGAGUUCUCGUUGAAUAUAUGCCUCCGAAGGCGAAUGGUUAUCGGGAACCCAAGAAGAAUCGAGUGGUCGAGGAGGAGAGUCGGGGAGCAGGAGGGUCAUGA